CUCACGUUCGCGCUGUAGCCAUACAGCCGCAUCCGCCGCUGGAUGCAGUCUUAUUUACAUCAGACAGCAUCGUAUCACUCGCCACAGCAGCAGCAUCCUCGCCUUGACAUGGUUGGCGCCAAAAUGGCCUACUAUGGAUCCUCCUCGACCUCUCCCCCAGUUGGCUCGGGGCGCAAAUAUCAUGACUCUACGGGAACUUACUCGGAGACGGAAAGUGAGCCCGAGGCGCUCCCGUUCUGCUCCUGCGAUGUGGACUACUUUGUGCGUUGCGAAUACCACCGCGGAGAGCACCAUGGCCUCAGCUUCGAGCUCGCACACGACUUCGUGGACCUCAAGCACCUGCUUCGCAUUAUUCAGGAGCAGGAAGUGCGCCGCUAUGUGUACCAGGGCACGCAGGUGGGCAAGGUCAUCGAGUUCCUCACCUUGCGCCACUUCCACAUGAACGAAAUCCAGCUCAACUCGCUCACGCGCCUCAUCCGCGACAAGAUGGCGCACGUCCGACAAAUCCACCUCAUCGACGCGCUGGACGCCAACUUCAUCCACCAGCACCGCGUUGCCUUCCGUCGCUUCUGCACUGCGAUCUUCGCUGUACACCCGGUGAUCAAGUACAAUUCGAUGGCUGCCGAGCUUCCCGAGGAGCAGCGUGGCUUAAUGAAGGAGAUCGCCAUUCGCGAGUGCCCCAUGGACAACACGUUCUUCGCCAGCAUCGGCUCAGCGAUGCAUUACUCAAAUACCUUGCAGAACAUCGAUCUGCAAGAGCUGAUGGACCCAGCACAAGUUAAGGAGGAAGAUCUGCACUUGUGCUGGGGCUGGCUUGUAUACGGCCUGUUCCACCCGAACUCAACUGCCCGAAUUGAAAAGCUUGACUUGUCGCGCAACAUGAUGCGAAUGAAGGACAUCCGUAUCGUGGAAGGCAUCAUGGCCGGUGGCCACCCAGCGCUGAUUCUGCUGAUCCCGGAAUACGCCGCUGCCCUGCAGCGGUACAGCAAGAGCAACCGUGACAAGAUUCUGCGCGAGGACGUCAAACGUGCACUGCUGAAGGGCAUCCCGCACCGUCGCGUGUUCGCUCUCAUCAAGAAGGGCACCACUGUGCGUCCGCUGCCGACGUCCAAGCUUUCGCAGCACGAAGUGUACAGCGACUUGCUCGUCGAGAAAGAGCUGCUAGAAGUAUUUUGCAUCUUGCGCAAGUGGCUGUGUGUUGUCGUUCCUGGCUUCGGACUCGGAUGGGUGCCACGCCAGAGUGCUAUUGAAAUGACCGAGAUCGGCAUGUCGCCAAGGAUAUGCUCGCCAGCGACGCUAAUGCGCUCAGUCUCGUUCUGGAACAUGAUCGAGGCAUCGGACGCCGAGGGCAUGGUGGUGCCGCUGAUUACGCUCUUCUUCCAGAUGACGGGCAUCAGUGAUCGUCUGGAGGACAUCAACUUGAGCGAGAACCGGAUCGGCAACCCGGAUCAGUUCGGCAUUCCGGCCACCGAGAUCUUGCACCGGAUUAUCUAUUUCUCGCCCUAUUUAACCUCGUUAAACCUGUCCGACUGUCAGCUCACGGACAUCACUCCUUUGCUGGAGGCGUACAAGAAGGGCCGCUGUCGUAUCCGGAGUCUCAAUCUGGACUCCAACAUGCUUGGUUUCCGUGGUGCGUUCGAUCUUGCCAUGCUGCUGAUCAGUGACAGCCAGUAUCCGAUGGGCUCCUGGCUUACAGACCUAAGCUUGCUCUUCAACGACAUUGACGCUAUCGGUACGCGAGCUCUGUUGGAGGCUCUUCAGUACAACGUACAUCUGGAGCACCUGGCGAUCGAGUACGGCAAUGAGUUCCCUCCGGAGCUCGGUGACUUCGAGUUCACAGGUGACUGCGCUACAUGGCACGAGAACUACCUGUUUGAGCGUCUGGCGGUACUACGUGUGUUCGAGCGGUUCUCGUUGGGUGAGCCGUUAGACGAGAAUGUAAUGCACCUCGUGUGGGAGUUUUUGGGUUUCGAUGAGCCGUGA
Messenger RNA from Phytophthora infestans T30-4, 1983 nucleotides. RefSeq lists its product as uncharacterized. NCBI's taxonomy places the organism in Eukaryota, Oomycota, Peronosporomycetes, Peronosporales, Peronosporaceae. Gene Ontology annotation, molecular function: protein binding. The record is from RefSeq and is a predicted model, not a curated record. The coding region runs from base 109 to 1983 and encodes 624 amino acids. The transcript has a single exon.